Messenger RNA from Monosiga brevicollis MX1, 5466 nucleotides. RefSeq lists its product as uncharacterized. Gene Ontology annotation, biological process: double-strand break repair via homologous recombination. The record is from RefSeq and is a predicted model, not a curated record. The transcript has 4 exons. Lineage: Eukaryota; Choanoflagellata; Craspedida; Salpingoecidae. The coding region runs from base 1 to 5466 and encodes 1821 amino acids.
AUGGGCUCGCAGCAAGACCUCAUGGUCAAAACCAAUGAGGCCGCCCAGCAGUGGUGCCAGGAGGUGCUGCGUGGCAUGGGCAUGCGGGAGAGCGCGUCUCCUGGUCCUCACAACAGAGUUGCGCCCCUUCGCUCCUUUUCACGGGGGCGUUGGCGCGUGGACCCAGGACCCCAGCACAGUCCGAGCCCCUCAGAGCCACUCGGAAGCAAAGCAGGCGCACCGGCGCCCACCACCCCUGCGCCCAUGCUGCAUGGCAGCAUCGAUCCCAUCUCCUCCACCCCUCGGGAGCAAGCCACCUUACCCGUUGCAAGCUCCUUUACAACCCCUGUUCUGUUUCGCCAUGCCCCUUUGGACCCGACGAUGCGGCGGAAUCGCCAAGCUCAAGAAUCUCUCGCCGCAACGCCGGCCAACAUGACUCCUGGAUCGACUCCUCGGGCCACACAAGCACCGUCUCCAGAAGAUCCCACACCUCUACAUCACAGGCGUUUGUCGAGCAUCAUUCUCGAUGGCUACGGGAGCGAGCACUCCCCUGACCCCAUGCACCGACCUUUUGAGCUGCCUGCCAACUUUGAUGAGUUUAGCCCCUCACUACUAACCCCAACGGGGCCCAACCGGCGCAGCCCUGGUGCACGCCGGCCUCCACGUCUGGAGCUGGGGCCUCCCAUGCCCCUGGAAGAACAUGGUCAACCCCAAGCCAAGCAAAGCAAGCUUGAUGUUUCCCCCGGCCCUCGUUCACCCCUGCAGAACCUGCAGCCUAAAUCGGCGCCAUCAUCAUCUCCAAACCAAGAGCAGCCAGGGGAUGCCGAUGGGGCUAGCCAAGAGACCGAGACCGGCUCUCCCAUUAGCUCAGGGCCUCUUCUGCUGGAAUUCCGCAAUGCUCGCACCCAUCAAGUGAGCGCCCGAACCAAUCGAGUGGUGUCGACCGAGGCCGAUGCCGCCAAGGGCCGAGCAUUGUUGGCGGCUGCGCAGCAUGAUGCCCCGGACGCCGAGACUGCAGCAGUGCCGGACGAGCCCUCGACGCCGGCCUUUGUGGGGUUUCAGAGCGCCCGAACCAAUCGAGUGGUGUCGACCGAGGCCGAUGCCGCCAAGGGCCGAGCAUUGUUGGCGGCUGCGCAGCAUGAUGCCCCGGACGCCGAGACUGCAGCAGUGCCGGACGAGCCCUCGACACCGGCCUUUGUGGGGUUUCAGAGCGCCCGAACCAACCGAGUGGUGUCGACCGAGGCCGAUGCCGCCAAGGGCCGAGCAUUGUUGGCGGCUGCGCAGCAUGAUGCCCCGGACGCCCCGGACGCCGAGACUGCAGCAGUGCCGGACGAGCCCUUGGGGAUAAUGCCGCGCUUACCUGCUUCAUUGCAUCAACCUGUUGUCUCUUCCGCAGUUGCUUCUGCCGGCUCUGAUCAAUAUGCUCAACAUGCCCACCUGCUUCCGGCCUUACACGACAAUGACAACGAUAAAAGCAAUACAAAGCCGCACAUCGAUCUUGCUCGUGCUAAUCAUGCUGUUGCAACUACUCGGCGGACAACCGCUGGCCCACCAGAAAACGAUCCUGCGUGUCUCGGGUUCCAGAAUCUACGCAGCAACACCAUCAUUUCUUCGGCCCGACACGCCACCCAUGGGCGAGCCCUGCUGGCAGAUGCAACAACGAAGCAAAGCAACUUACGCAACGAUGGGCACCUUAACAAGCAAGCACAUGAUCACGAGGACAUUGAGCCGCCGCGCAAGGUGCCCGUGUGGGCUCCGACUGAGACCCCCAUUUCGUUUGUGCCCCCUCGCCCAAGCGACGGAAAUACCACAGCCAAGCAGCCUCGCCUGCAAUUGCUGGACCAACAUCCUCCUGCAAGCACUCGACCGAGCCCCGGUGUCAACGCUGCUAGUGCUCCCGAAACACCGAGCUUCUCCGUGCCCCGCACCCUGGCAAACCCCGCGCCCGGGUCUACCACGACGUCACCUCUCUCUUCGCCUUCGUCCUUGCGACGGCGCCCGCCCACCGUCACAUCCUUUGCAACCCCAAGAGCUAACGUGGCGGCGUCCAUUAAAACUGCUCACGGGGAAACGCCAAGCCAUGGAAUUGGGGCUGCCCUUACCCCCAAAAACCAUCACCCACGACCAGCAGCCUUUGUCACGCCGGCUCGAACGGGGCGCAAGGCCCAUACUCCAGGUCUCAUGGCGUCAAGUAAACGGCGUGCUGCCAACGCGCCUAGUACACCGGGGUUCGGAACUCGCGCCAAGCCCAAGGGUUAUCGCCCAUACAAACCACCCCGCAUUAGCGUCGGAGGUGCCGCAUCUGAAGCAGCAAACAGCCCAAGCCAUCCGCAAACCCCCCUUACCCCGCAACCAUCUUCCUCUCGAGGUCUGGAUGUAACCCCUGCCAAGUCUUCAAACUCUACCACUACCAGUGUAACCCCACUCACCCGGAAGGAAGAUGCCCAAUUUUUUGCGCUGUGCGCCUCCUGGUGGCAGCAAGCGCCUUUACGCCUGGUGCCUGCUACCAGCUCACCACGAUGGGACAAAGAAACGCUCGGUGAUACGCUUGUUGACCUUGGCUUUUCUACUUCGUCCCUACGAUACAGCCCGACUCCAUCUGCAAGUGACGGACACAUUGAUGGCAAUGGGGAUGCUACUACACCCGUGCCGCUGCGCGAAACGUUACGUCGAGCCCUCGUCGAGUUUGCGCGGGAUCCUUCAAGCACACUGAAACCUGUUUCCUCAUCCGAUCCAGCAUCAACAGAGGCAACACUGCGGCUCACAGCGCGUCAAAUCGUCGAGCUUUGGCGUCUCAUUCCAGCCCUGGCACGUUGUACGCUAACAAAGGCCGACUGGUUGCUCAAUGCGGCUUGCUUGGGGCUGUGGUCACAUGGGUCUAUUUUGGCGUGUUGGGAACCACUUACUGCAUUCGUGGGCGCCUUGGCUCACCGCGAACACUAUGCCAACGUGCGGCCAGCCUUGCGCCAGAUUUGCGAAGAAGACCGCCAUGUGGCACUCCCGUUCACAUGCACAGUCCUGGAUGUGGCUCCGAACAACGGCUACGUAUGGAUCUGCGAUGGAACCUACCCUCUGCGUGCACGACCUGACCCGGCGCUGCAGGCCUCCUGGAGCAAGUCGUAUGGUGGUGGCUGGCAAGGUUUGAUCGGGGGUGGGUUGGCCGUUAUCAAUGCUGCACUCCAGUCUCCUGGUCCCCACCCUCCGCUGGACGACGCCGAGAGCACACAGCUGACCCUCUACUGUAACUCGACACGAGGCUUGGAGGACGCCUCGGUGGAGGACUUUGUCAGUGUUGCACCUGAUUGGCAGCCGCCCGCGUUUGACUGGUCCGUCACGCCUAUCAGCGACAUUGUGCCCGAUGGUGGUGCUGUUCCUCUGGUUGAAGCCUUUGUUGAACGCGUGCUUCCCACCGUGUAUCGCGUCACGGAUGACUUGCACUCGGACUUUCUUGGUCUUGGUGCUUUGCAUCGCAUGCGCGACUUCUUUGAACGCCGUUGCCAGGAGGCCCAAGACGAGCUGGAGAAGCAAGCUUUGAAGCAAGCCGAAGCUGUCAUUCAACGCUGUAGUCUGCCUGGUACAGGCAGCACCCACAACGACGAGCAGCUUGCGGCCUUUCUCGUUGCCGAUCGCGCUGCUGAUCUUGCAUCUGUGCCGACAGCGCGGUUAGAAGCAGCACGAGCAGAACACAUGGCCCAGCUUCAGGCACGUGUUGAUCAGGCGCGACACCUGGCCGCGCAGCGCAUGCGUGCUGAACAAGGUUUUGACAUGCUCACUGACCCCGUGGCGCUGACACAAGUUCAGCUGCGCUGCCGGACCAAUGGCAGUCGCGCAUUGCUCAGUGUGUGGCGGGAUGCGCUGGGCCUUGAUGACCAAGCCAACGGGGCACUUCUUUGCCUUCGUAAUGUGGUGCCCAAGGUGCGCAACGACCAGCUCACUUUGGCCAAAGCUAAAACGACGGCGAUUCAACUGCGGGCCGAUGAGCGCGACCCAGCCCUCGGUCGAGCUCUUACGCCGGCACGAUUCUUAUUUCGAACGGCCGCCUUUGAGUACGUAGAUAUCCUGGGCAAGGUGUUAUCCAUUGACACCCCCUUGGGCUCUGGCGUCUCUGCACUUCAGCGUUUGGAGUUGGCCGAUGCCGAAGGGCAUCAGUUUGUGCUACAAUGCCACGGCUCUUUGGCGUUUCAUGGUGUGGAUAUCGAGGCUGGACCUAGGGCCUGGUGCUGGGAGCACGUUCGUGUACUGCCAGACGUCUCAGAUCGCGGGCUGCCUGUGUGUGAGUUUACGGGCUGUAGUCGGGUCAGCUCGCUACAGCAGCGCCCUUGCCGAGCUUUUCUGGGGGCCCUGGAAGCAUUCCAAGGGGCGCUCGAUAAUUUUUCUUGGCAAAUUCAACCACUACCGCCAAAGGCUGCGCCACCCAAUUCGUCGCCGCACGGCUCUCCGCUGCGCGCCGGGGUGCGCGCUCGACACCCAACUGGCUCUGCUGCCCGUGAGGCUGGCACGGCAUCGCUGUCUGCCGAGAACCGUUCAGCGGGAGGGACAGAGCUGCGAAUGGUGUUGUUACCCUUUCCACAAGCCAAUUUCAUCUUGCAGCUGCAGGGCACCUGCAUGCGCUUUGAGAAGGGCACGGAGGUGGGUCAAUCGGUGGAAGUCUUGGCUUUGGACUGGGGGCCAGUCCCGACCGAGCCACCGCCGGCCACGGCCCCCGUGACGCACGCUGUGGCCUCCUCUUCGCCUCAGGCCACCGAUGCACCUUUAGAGAGUGAAGAGGGUGCUUGCCCCAUCUGUCAAUCGGUAUUUCCACUCGGCGAGCUGGCAGAGCAUUGCGACGCUUGCGUGGACAAUGCUGGGCGGACGUUACGCUCGGGACGACGUCGGCGGACCCCAAGCUUGUCGCGGGAAGGCUCUUCUUCCUCUUCAUCUUCAUCGACCCGUGGCUCUCGUUCCCGUCGCGUUACGCCCAAUGCUACGCGGGAAACAGUACCGACUUCCUUCGAAGGACCAGCUGCAUCUGUGGAUGUGGCAGCGGAGCCAGUGACUGGACAUGCAGCACCUGCCGCAAAAAGCGCUGAGAGCGCGCAGCCCGCCAUCAUCACGAUUCGAGCCUCGUGUGCCAUUCAUGCCCUGCAUCUUCCCGAUCCCGAUGUUGCCUCGGAUGGCUUUGCUGGACGUGCCUGCCAAUUGGACGGUUCGGGUCGCAUGUCAGCUCAAUUGAGCUGGACGGAGCUGGCACUGAUUGCCCAAUAUCGGUGUGCUCAUGAUCACCGCGUGCGGCGGCAUCGUAUUGAAUUGGCCGAGUUGCUUGGCGUGCACCCAGAAACGGCGCUGCUCAAUCUACUUCGUCGUUUGUUAGACUGCCACGAUACUGAUAGCGUGCGUCUGCGUCUGCGUGUGCCAUCUGGUCGUUGGGCACUGAAUCACGUUUUUCCCGAGCGCUCCUGCAUACUGGUCUCACCGCAUUUUCUGCUGCCAAAAUUUGCUUGGGGAUAG